Messenger RNA from Sycon ciliatum, 2219 nucleotides. RefSeq names its product trichoplein keratin filament-binding protein-like. The transcript has 21 exons. Gene Ontology annotation, biological process: apoptotic process. Bases 317 to 1843 code for a protein of 508 amino acids. Gene Ontology annotation, cellular component: keratin filament. The record is from RefSeq and is a predicted model, not a curated record. Lineage: Eukaryota; Metazoa; Porifera; Calcarea; Leucosolenida; Sycettidae.
CAAGUGCCAACCAGUUACCUUCAAGACUCACCAGCUAAGGACUUAGGUUAGGUGGUGGUUUCACAUCAUGAUUCUUUCCAUGCACCGGCACUGGCUGAUUUUUUGGCGCUAGGAAGGUGCAACACGACGCCCAACACUUGCCGAAGUCUGCGAGUGUGACCUGCUGGAACUGAUCAGCAACUGAGGACAGCCAGUGGGUAGUCGAUCUAGCACCAUCUCUAUGUAGGGUCAGCAGUUUAUCUCUCUUUCAGGCGUUCGGCCAGUUCAGUAAAGUAGUUUGGAAAAAUCAGGCGAGGAGCCUUUGAACAGACCUAACAUGGCUUUGCCAGGAAUGGCCGGCAACGUCCGUUACUAUAAUCCCACGCGGCGAGACGUCCCGCUUCGCCUGGACCAAGAACGUAUGAUAGCGCAGCGGCGAGCCCGUGAAGCCGAGCAGCGGUCGACUUGGGCAAGUCAUUCAAACUAUUUCCAAUCUGCCGACGUUCGCUCGGCGAAGACAAACCAAUGGUCGUCAGAGCGGAGCUUCGGAGAUAGCAUUGCAGCAUAUGAAUCUCGCUACACUGCGGAAGAGAAACAAAAAAAGCUUGCUGACCGUCGGCAGAGGCUUUCUACCCUGCUCACGCAGGAGAGGGAACUUUACGAGGAUGAGCUUCGCGGUGUAAAGGGCACACAGUCGGACCAAUUCAGGGAGAUGAAAGACAGAGUGGAUACACUACGAAGUAGAAGAGAGGAAGAGCGUAAGAAGCUUGCUCAAGCCAAAUUCCAACAGCACUUCGAUGAGAACUGCCGAGAACUGAGACAGCUCGAAUCACGGCAAAUGCAGCGCGACACCGAGGCUACAUGGGAGGCUCAACAGCUGGAGCGACAAAGUAGGCUGCGCAAAGACGAGGAGGAGCGUAGAAGGUAUGAAGAGGAACAAGAAAGACAACGGCAGUGGCAGGAAGCUGAGCAUGCUGCCCGAGAGAGAAGUCGUCAAAGUGAACGAAGGGCUGUUGCUGAGGAACUUCAAGCACAGAUGAGGCAGUUGAAGCUCAAGGAUCAGGAGGCAACACGACUUAAACAGGAGCAACAUGAACUGCUAAUGGAGCGGAAGGCGAUCAUCGAGGCUGAGGAUGAAAGACAAAAACUUGAGGAGCAACACAAGCAAGCUGAAUAUGGACGUCAGCUAACUCGUCAGUACAAAGCACAACUACGGCGAAAGUCACGGCUGGUCCAGGAAGAGUUGGAGCUGGACAUGCAGAUAUUGAACAGAAUGCUGGAAGAGGAGAAGUAUGUUGCCCAAGUUGAGACUUCAAGGCGGGAAAAGGCUCGUACCGAUGCAGCAUGGAUGAAAGAGGUUGUGGCUGAACAGCUUGCACUUGAGAAGCAACGCGAGGAAGAAAUGGACCUGCUCUACCGAGAGGAGGCCGAGCGCGAGUGGAGGAAGCACGAGCUCCAGUGGCAGAAAGAGCGUGAAGCGCGCCAGCGUCUGAUGAAGCAGGUGUUUGAGGAACGGCAAUCUCAACUCAGUGAAAAGCUGGAGUCGGUUCAGCGCCAGCAGGCCGAGUCCGUGGAGGAACGGGAGAGGCUUCUUGAAGACAUUGCCAUUGCAGAGCAGAUGACGGCGAGAGAAUCAAAGCACGAAGCGGCCAUGAGGAGGCAGAGGGAGCGAGAGCUCGAUGAGCAGAUGAGAGAAGCACAAAGUCGAGCAGAGUUGGAGAGGGAAAUGGAAGAGCUAGAUCUACAAGAAGACAGACUGGCUGAAGAAGAGUACUCUCACCGUGUCCAUGAUCGACUGACGGCCCGAACAGCUCAGCCCUAUGCCCCUAAAUCCUUCGGUCGACGCAAGGUGGCAUGGCAGUAGAGGCAUGUAGAGACACCAGCGUUUGAACUGAGCAACCUCGUACACAUGCAUCAUUGAACUUGACCUGAGCUGCACUUCGAUAUCCAUCAUAUGAUUAUUGUAGUACUUGCAGCAUUGAGAAUGAGCAGUAGAGCUGAUAAACAAUGCCUUCAUUACUACCUUCAUUCAUGUUUGACUGAAUUACCACUGAUAAGAUGUAACUGUAGAUCUAAAGUAGUGCGGUGACUUCAAAGUUCCUAGACAUGGGUGUGAACUCAGAGAGUGUAGAAAAGAAUUCUAUAACUGGAUUGAACAACUGUCGAGUACAUUUUAAAAGAAUAAAUAGCUUUUCAUUAUCAACAAUUCAACAUCAACUCGCCACAUGUUAUGUUAUGUU